This is a messenger RNA of Knipowitschia caucasica, 390 nucleotides long. Lineage: Eukaryota; Metazoa; Chordata; Actinopteri; Gobiiformes; Gobiidae. The record is from the annotation of a GenBank genome assembly.
AUGUGGAAUAACGGAGCUGCUUCUGGCUCACAAGAGUCCACCGUACGACCCAGAGCAGUGGUUAUGAAGCUCCUCAACUACGCUGACAAGGUCCGUGUUAUGAAUGCAGCCCGAAGCGCAGGUAACGUGCUCGUAGAUGGAAGAAAAGUUAUGUUUUUCCCGGAUCUAUCCUCCGAGUUACUGAAGAAGAGGAAGCUGUUUGAUGCCGUGAAGAGGGACCUAGCUGGUCUAAAACUUCAGGAUCUGCGCUACGGGUUAGUCCAUCCAGCUACACUGCUUUUGACUGUACGGGGAAGACGCCACACGUUUGAAAAAGCGGAGGCAGCCGAGACUUUUGUGCGAAGGCUGAGGCAGAAGAGGAGCGUGACAUAUGCAGAGGACGCUGAGUAG